Messenger RNA from Olea europaea var. sylvestris, 1965 nucleotides. RefSeq names its product ABC transporter G family member 28-like. Gene Ontology annotation, molecular function: ABC-type transporter activity. Bases 39 to 1094 code for a protein of 351 amino acids. The transcript has 4 exons. The record is from RefSeq and is a predicted model, not a curated record. NCBI's taxonomy places the organism in Eukaryota, Viridiplantae, Streptophyta, Magnoliopsida, Lamiales, Oleaceae.
AGGGAUCACUUUCCUUUUGCAGCUACACCUUGUUCAACAUGUUUGAUGAUUUGAUACUUCUAGCAAAAGGGGGUCUUACUGUUUACCAUGGGCCAGUCAGGGAAGUUGAAGAAUACUUUGCACAUCAUGGUGUCAAUGUCCCAGAGCAUGUUAAUCCUCCAGACUAUUUUAUAGAUGUUCUGGAGGGGAUGAUUAAACCAAGAACAACCUCAAAUGUUAGUUAUGAAGAACUUCCUCUUAGAUGGAUGCUUCAUAAAGGUUAUCCUUUACCUCCAGAUAUGCAAAAAAAAAUUUCCGGGCUUCUUACUCCUGAGGUGAAUGUCAGUUCAACAAAUCAAGAAAACUCUGCUAGUUUUCGGACUGAGGAACUAUCCUUCUGGGGAGAAUUAUGGCAAAAUGUAAAAUACAAAGUGGAAGCACUGUGUGAUGUUAUACAGAACAAUUUCACGAGGUCAAAGGACUUAUCCCAGAGGAGAACUCCUAGCAUUUUCCAACAGUACAUAUAUUUCCUUGGAAGGAUUGCUAAGCAGCGACUACGGGAAGCUAGAAUCCAAGCAAUAGAUUAUCUUAUUUUGUUACUUGCUGGUGCCUGUUUGGGAUCAAUUGCUAAAGCAAGUGAUGAAAGCUUCGGUGCACCUGGUUAUACUUACACAGUUAUAGCUACAUCUUUGCUAUGCAAAAUUGCGGCUCUGAGGACAUUUUCGCUGGAUAAGUUGCAAUACCGCAGAGAACGUGCUUCUGGCAUUAGUAGCCUGGCUCACUUUGUCGCAAAAGAUACAGUUGACCAUUUCAAUACACUAAUUAAACCACUGGUCUACCUCUCAAUGUUCUUUUUCUUCAGCAAUCCGAGAUCUUCCUUCUUAGAUAAUUACAUUGUCUUGCUCUGCCUUAUUUAUUGUGUGACUGGUAUAGCUUAUGCGUUGGCCAUUUUUCUUGAACCCGGUCCAUCUCAGCUGUGCUCCGUUCUUCUACCUGUGAUUUUGACUCUCCUUUCAACUCAGCCGAAAGAUAGUAAAUUUAUGAAGAUUGCGACAGACUUGCUUUAUCCAAGCUGGGCCUUGGAAGCAUUCAUUGUCUCAAAUGCAAAAAGGUAAGUUUGACUUCCCUUCUCCUUUCCCUUCCAUAAAUUUGUGAUACAAACCAUUCUGUAAAUUUACUUUGAGAGCAUUAGAUCCCUCAUCUUAGGCCAUUAGUAUUUGGGAUAAGACCGUUAAUGGGUUUAAGAUUUAGAUGAUGCAUAUACACAUUUGCACUCUUUCGCAGACCAAAAAAUUUUUGUUGGUGCGUUCAACUUGAGUAGUUUGGGUAUGAACUUUCCAGGAACUCAAUUUGAGGACAAGGGAGCUUUCUGAGAUUGAUCAAACAGAAUUUAACUUUUAUGCUCAUUUAAAGCCACCGAUCUUUGUUUUAAGGUCCAGUGUGAGAAAAUAUGCAAUUAUUAUCCUAUUGUCCAUCUAAACUUGAAACAGCAGUUGAACCUUCUUCAGUCUCUUGAUUGGACACUGAACAGAUUUACAUUUUUGUUACAAAGUCUAGAAACUGCAACCUCAAAUUCCCGACAAUAUCUAUUUCUGUUAGAAGGAUUGCCAUUCAUACUUAAUUCUUUGUAAAAAUAUUUCAAAUAAUCCUUAUGAUCCAAACACCUUGUUGGAAAAUCAUUCUCAGCCAUCUUUUACUACUUGGUCUUCCUUUUGUUUCAAAUUUAGAUCAAUUUAAGGAAAAAUUUCAUAAUAUUGAGCAUUUGAAUAGUGAACAUUCAAUAUCGAAGAACUAGGCACUAAUCAAAAUAAAUACUAAAUUUUAUAUGGAAAUUAUUUCUUUAUAAGGGAAAUUCAAGCAUUGGAUGCAAAUGAAAAACUGUUCCCUAAAGAGUCCCUAAAAGAAAAGGCUGAUUAUUUGUACUGAAGAUUGAUAUAUCACUAGAUCUUUCCUUUCUAUCUUUCAUGAUUAGUUUUAUUACAUUCC